Molecule: messenger RNA, 1245 nt
Organism: Populus nigra (black poplar)
Lineage: Eukaryota; Viridiplantae; Streptophyta; Magnoliopsida; Malpighiales; Salicaceae
Product: protein SMALL AUXIN UP-REGULATED RNA 10-like
Exons: 4
Coding region: 576-1070 (164 amino acids)
Biological process (GO): response to auxin
Source: RefSeq, a predicted model, not a curated record
GAAAAAAAAAAGCCUCCUAAAACGACGCAAUCUGUAUCCAAUCCAAUGCCUUUCCUUACAUUUCCUCCUCUCCACUUUCCUUGCAUUAGAUUCUACUACAAAACAAAACACUGAUUUGUUUCGCAGUUUUGCUUCCCUUUUGUUUUAUAGAAUCGAAAAAAAGAUCGAAGCGAAAGCGGCGGUGCAGCCAAGACAACUUUCCAUUCUUGCAUUAUUAACAAGUAUUAAAAGAAAUUUAAAACACUGAUUCUCAAAUAUUCGCUUGCUUUGGGAUUUUAUAGAUAAAUAAAUGUAGAAUAAUAGUACCGUAGAUAGAUAAAGAUAACAAAAUUUUCCAUUCCUUUUUCUUCCCUUCUUUUUAUUUUUCUUUUGGAAAUCUCUCUCUCUCUCUCUCUUUCGCUUUCAGUUUUCUUUCCCAGCUCCGGAAACCUCCAAUUAUGGCGUUUCUCCUCCCUGUUCGCAGCAUUUGAUUUCUUUUACAGUGGAAGAUCAUAUGAUGUGACUUGUAUGUCUGGAAUCAAACACUCUGAAUUCAAUUCUGGGAUAUUUUUCACUGUUGUGGUAAACAUUUGGAAAUGGAUGACAAUAGUGGCAGCAAGUUGACUGGAAUUCGCCAGAUUGUUAGGCUAAAGGAAAUUCUCCAAAAGUGGCAAUCUUUAACGGUCGGCUCAAAAGAAACCAGCCCUCCCUCUGAUCAAUCCCCCUGUGGCAUUUCACCAGCAAUAAAUAAGAGGCUGAACAGUGUUACGUGUUGUGAUUCUGAUGAGGAGAGUUGCCACAGUCCAGAACCGCCAGCUGAUGUACCCAAAGGGUAUCUGGCGGUUUAUGUUGGACCAGAGCUUCGGAGGUUUAUCAUCCCAACUAGCUACCUUAGCCACUCCCUGUUCAAGGUUUUGCUGGUAAAGGUUGAAGAGGAGUUUGGGUUUGAUCAUACUGGUGCGCUUACUAUCCCUUGUGAAAUUGAGACCUUUAAGUUUCUCCUACAGUGCAUGGAGAACCAUCCAAAAGACCAUGAAGAUGAAGGCCCUGGUGAUUUUGCAGCUGAAGAUGCUUUUACUGUUGAAGAGUAAUCGCACUGGUCUCUUUGGUCCAGAUUUUGUCUAAAGCAGAACAAGUAAAAAUUGCUCUGGAUGCCAUUUCUGUACAGACUCAAGAUUUUAUGUGUACGAAACAAUUGCCUCCGAUAUGUUACUGUAGUAUUCUGCACUAUAUGAACAGUGAAGUACCGUUCUCUUUUAUUUUUUA